UGUUUAACUUUGCACUGUACAGUAGACUGAAAAGCCAUGAUACUGACGCUGUCCACUCGGGCUGGUGACUUCUAUGAUCGGGCCCAACUGGCAAAGAACUGGCAUGCGGUGCACAAAGCUGCAGACGCAGAGGCCAGUGACUGCAGUGAGACCUCGGAAGCCAAUAGCGAGUCCACGCAGUCCACGGCCGUUCCAUGUGGCGGCCCAGUAUGGCAGCAUCCACUUGAUCGGAAUGAACUGUGUGUGGUUGCGUUUGCAGACACCCCUGAGAUUGUGACGGGCAUGAGUGACUUGGAGGUCCAACUGGUAAAGGAUUGGCAUGUGGAGCACAAAGCUGCAGACGCAGAGGAGCUUGAGGAAAGCCCGGGGAUUGUGACAGCGAUGGCCAGUGACUCCAGCGAGAAUUCGGCCACCAAGUCGCGUCCCACCCUGCCAAUCCCCAAGCGCCAUCACCGUCCGGGUUCGAAUUUCACCGCGCCGCCAUCGUCCUCGGCCUUCAAAGACAAGGAAGAGGAUCAAGAGGAAUGGUUUUGGCCGUGGAUCCGAACGACUGCCUCCUGGUACUUCGGUUGCUGUUGACAGACGCUACGGAGACACUUUGCGACUGUAAACCUUUGACACUUUGCGACUGUAAACCUUUGAC
Cladocopium goreaui is the source of this 643-nucleotide messenger RNA. NCBI's taxonomy places the organism in Eukaryota, Dinophyceae, Suessiales, Symbiodiniaceae. The record is from the annotation of a GenBank genome assembly.